CUUCCAGCUCCUGCUCCCUGUGCCGCCGUUCCCAGCGCUGUCUCCGGCCCGAGGCCCCCUCCCCGUCCCGCCGGCCCCCUCCCCCGGCUGGGCCCGGGGGAGGGUGGCGCCGUGAGCGAGCGGGGACUGGGCUCUCUUGCCCCUUCCCUUGUCCCUGGGCUGCCAGGAUGGAGGCGGGGUCGGGCCCCCCGGGCGGCCCGGGAUCGGAGAGCCCCAACAGGGCGGUGGAGUAUCUCUUGGAGCUGAACAACAUCAUCGAGAGCCAGCAGCAGCUGCUGGAGACCCAGCGGCGGCGCAUCGAAGAGCUGGAGGGCCAGUUGGACCAGCUCACCCAGGAGAACCGGGACCUGCGGGAGGAGAGCCAGCUGCACCGUGGGGAGCUGCACCGGGACCCCCACGGCGCGCGGGAUAGCCCCGGUCGCGAAAGCCAGUACCAGAAUCUACGUGAGACCCAGUUCCAUCAUCGUGAGCUGCGGGAGAGCCAAUUCCACCAGGCGGCCCGGGACGUGGCUUAUCCGAACCGGGAUGGCACCUACCAGAACCGGGAAGCUGUGUAUCGGGACAAGGAGCGGGACGCUUCCUAUCCUCUCCAGGACACCACCGGUUACACAGCCCGCGAACGCGAUGUGGCCCAAUGCCACCUGCACCACGACAACCCAGCCCUGGGUCGUGAGCGUGGCGGGCGGGAGACCGGGCCAGCGCACCCAGGGCGCGAGAAGGAAGCCGGCUAUUCCGCGGCGGUGGGCGUGGGGCCGAGGCCACCGCGGGAACGUGGCCAGUUGAGCCGUGGCGCAUCCAGGAGCUCCAGCCCCGGGGCUGGUGGAGGCCACAGCACCAGUACCAGCACCAGCCCGGCUACCACCCUCCAGAGAAAAUCUGAUGGUGAGAAUUCCAGAACUGUCAGUGUGGAGGGUGAUGCCCCAGGCAGUGACCUGAGCACAGCGGUUGAUAGUCCUGGGAGCCACCCCCCCUACCGACUGAGCCAGCUGCCCCCCACCAGCAGCCACAUGGGGGGCCCCCCUGCUGGGGUGGGCCUUCCCUGGGCUCAGCGAGCACGCCUCCAACCAGCCAGUGUGGCCCUGAGGAAGCAGGAGGAAGAGGAGAUAAAGCGUUCCAAGGCCUUGUCGGACAGCUACGAACUCUCCACGGAUCUGCAGGAUAAGAAGGUAGAAAUGCUGGAGAGGAAGUAUGGGGGCUCCUUUCUGAGUCGCAGGGCUGCCAGGACCAUCCAGACAGCCUUCCGCCAGUACCGCAUGAAUAAGAACUUUGAGCGACUGCGCAGCUCAGCUUCAGAGAGCCGCAUGUCCCGUCGCAUCAUCCUGUCCAACAUGCGAAUGCAGUUCUCCUUUGAGGAAUAUGAGAAGGCACAGAACCCUGCGUACUUCGAGGGCAAGCCUGCCUCGCUGGACGAGGGUGCCAUGGCUGGGGCCCGGAGUCACCGACUUGAACGGGGACUCCCCUAUGGAGGCUCCUGUGGUGGGGGCAUCGAUGGAGGUGGAAGCUCUGUCACCACAUCUGGAGAGUUUUCUAAUGACAUCACAGAGCUCGAGGACUCCUUCUCCAAACAGGUAAAGUCACUGGCUGAAUCUAUCGACGAGGCCUUGAACUGCCACCCAUCAGGGUCAAUGUCUGAGGAAGCAGGCUCAUCUCAACUGGAGAAGCGGGAAUCAAAGGAACAGCAAGAAGACAGCUCAGCCACAUCUUUCAGUGAUCUUCCCCUCUACCUGGAUGACCCAGUUCCCCCACCAUCCCCUGAACGACUUCCUAGUGCAGAGCCUCCACCCCAGAGCCGACCUGAGUUCUGGGCACCAGCCCCACUCCCGCCAGUUCCUCCAUCAGUGCCAUCAGGGACUCGGGAAGAUGGUGGCCGCGAGGAAGGCACUCGUAGGGGUCCUGGGUGCUUGGAGUGCCGGGAUUUCCGGCUGCGAGCUGCCCACCUUCCCCUGCUUACCAUUGAGCCUCCUAGUGACAGCUCCGUGGACCUGAGUGACCGCUCAGAUCGCGGCUCUGUUCACCGCCAGCUAGUAUAUGAGGCUGAUGGCUGCAGCCCACAUGGGACCCUAAAACACAAGGGGCCACCAGGCAGGGCCCCAAUCCCACAUCGCCACUACCCAGCCCCUGAGGGCCCAGCUCCAGCCCCACCAGGGCCCCUGCCACCAGCCCCCAACAGUGGCACUGGGCCCAGUGGUGUGGCUGGGGGUCGGAGGCUGGGGAAGUGUGAGGCCGCAGGCGAAAACUCUGAUGGUGGAGAUAAUGAGAGCCUGGAGAGUUCUAGCAAUUCCAAUGAGACCAUCAACUGCAGCUCUGGCUCCUCUUCUCGAGACAGCCUGAGGGAGCCUCCAGCCACUGGCCUGUGCAAACAGACCUACCAGCGUGAGACCAGGCACAGCUGGGAUUCGCCAGCCUUCAACAACGAUGUGGUACAGAGACGGCAUUACAGAAUUGGCUUGAACCUCUUCAAUAAGAAGCCAGAGAAGGGUAUCCAGUAUUUGAUCGAGCGAGGUUUCCUGUCAGACACACCAGUGGGAGUGGCUCACUUCAUCCUGGAGCGGAAAGGCCUGAGCCGACAGAUGAUAGGGGAAUUCCUAGGAAACCGGCAGAAGCAGUUCAACAGAGAUGUACUAGACUGUGUAGUAGAUGAGAUGGAUUUUUCUUCUAUGGAUUUGGAUGAUGCACUCCGGAAAUUCCAAUCCCAUAUUCGGGUACAGGGUGAGGCCCAGAAAGUAGAACGACUCAUCGAAGCUUUCAGCCAGCGGUACUGUGUCUGUAACCCAGCCCUUGUGCGCCAGUUCCGGAACCCAGACACAAUCUUCAUCCUGGCUUUUGCCAUCAUUCUCCUCAACACUGACAUGUACAGUCCCAGCGUGAAGGCUGAACGCAAGAUGAAACUGGAUGACUUCAUCAAAAACUUAAGAGGGGUUGACAAUGGUGAGGAUAUCCCCCGGGAUCUCCUGGUGGGUAUCUACCAGCGCAUCCAGGGGCGUGAAUUGCGGACCAAUGAUGACCACGUGUCCCAAGUGCAGGCUGUGGAGCGCAUGAUUGUUGGCAAGAAACCAGUCCUCUCUCUUCCUCACCGACGACUGGUUUGCUGCUGCCAGCUCUAUGAGGUGCCAGAUCCAAACCGCCCGCAGAGGCUAGGGUUGCAUCAACGGGAGGUCUUCCUCUUCAAUGAUCUCCUUGUGGUCACCAAAAUUUUCCAGAAGAAGAAGAUCUUGGUGACGUACAGCUUCCGUCAGUCCUUUCCCCUGGUGGAAAUGCACAUGCAGCUCUUCCAGAAUUCAUAUUACCAGUUUGGAAUAAAGUUACUAUCUGCAGUACCUGGUGGGGAACGCAAAGUCCUCAUCAUUUUCAAUGCCCCCAGCCUCCAGGACCGGCUACGCUUCACUUCUGACUUGCGCGAGUCCAUUGCCGAGGUGCAAGAGAUGGAGAAAUAUCGUGUGGAGUCGGAGUUGGAGAAGCAGAAAGGUAUGAUAAGGCCUAACGCCUCACAGCCGGGAGGAGCCAAGGACUCAGUGAAUGGGACACUGGCCCGCAGUAGCCUGGAGGACACUUACGGGGCAGGCGACGGGCUCAAACGGGGAGCACUCAGCAGUUCCCUGCGAGAUCUGUCUGAUGCAGGGAAGCGGGGGCGGCGUAACAGCGUGGGAUCGCUGGACAGCACCAUCGAAGGGUCUGUUAUUAGCAGUCCACGCCCUCACCAGAGGAUGCCACCUCCGCCCCCACCCCCGCCGCCAGAGGAGUACAAGAGCCAGAGGCCGGUCUCCAACUCCUCAUCUUUCCUGGGCUCCCUAUUUGGAAGCAAGCGGGGCAAGGGGCCCUUCCAGAUGCCACCACCGCCAACAGGCCAGGCCUCUGCCUCUUCUUCAUCUGCUUCCUCUACCCACCACCAUCACCACCACCAUCACCAUGGUCACAGCCACGGUGGUCUGGGGGUGCUACCUGAUGGGCAAUCCAAACUCCAGGCCCUGCAUGCCCAGUAUUGCCAAGGACCCGGGCCUGCCCCACCACCCUACCUCCCACCCCAGCAACCCCCUCUCCCCCCUCCUCCUCAGCAGCCUCCACCCCUGCCCCAGCUGAGCUCCAUUCCACCACCACCAGCCUCUGCCCCUCCUGUGGGACCACAUCGCCACUUCCAUGCCCAUGGCCCUGUUCCAGGUCCUCAGCACUACACCUUAGGCCGGCCAGGCAGGGCCCCAAGGCGAGGGGCUGGAGGCCACCCUCAGUUUGCUCCACAUGGCCGCCAUCCUUUGCACCAGCCCACAUCCCCAUUGCCCCUAUACAGUCCUGCCCCCCAACAUCCUCCUGCUCACAAACAAGGCCCCAAGCAUUUCAUCUUCAGUCACCACCCACAGAUGAUGCCAGCAGCAGGUGCAGCUGGAGGCCCGGGAUCCCGGCCACCAGGAGGCUCCUAUUCCCAUCCCCACCACCCCCAGUCACCACUGUCGCCACACUCACCCAUUCCACCCCACCCCUCCUACCCACCCCUACCCCCACCGUCACCUCACACCCCUCACUCACCCCUGCCUCCCACUUCCCCCCAUGGCCCACUGCACGCCUCUGGGCCCUCUGGCACGGCCAACCCACCCAAUGCAAACCCCAAGUCCAAACCAAGCCGGAUUAGUACCGUGGUGUGAUAAAUGGAGCGAGCGAGCUGGAAAUCAGAAAGGUCUGAGGAAUCCACGGGAGAGAGAUCUUACCCCUCUUCUUCCUACUGUUUUUCUCAAAAUAUAUAUACACAUAGCAGUGUCCUCCUCUCCACUUUCUCUCUGCCUUGGGACCCCUCCUCCAGCCCUUAGCAGUGCCACGGGGUUUCCUUUCAGAUUUGAGGGCCCUUGCCAUUUACAGCCUGGACUUAGGGCACUCUUUGAUGCUGGGCAGUGGUGGGGGUCUUUUAAAGAUCCUCAACCUCUUUUUCCUGUCUUCCUCCCCCGCCCCCGCCACUUGUCCUGGUGGUCUAGCUCCGUGGCCUCAGACCUCCAGGCCAGUGUGAGCUCCCUUGCAGCUCUGACUGGUGGUGAUGGGCAGAUGACCAGAGCUGUAAAGGUGAAAGCUUCCCCCAGAGCUCCUCUGGCUGCAUGAGCCUAGGAGAAGAGAGCUCUGUAGAGCUGUGGCCAAGCCUCAGCUGGCUCAGCCCUCUCUCUGACCUCAGGGCCUGGCCACACACCUCCAUGUGUCUUUCUGCCUGUUCGAGGACACAGACUGUCAAUGCACUCCGUGGGUGGGACCCCCGCUUGGGCUGGCCCCUACACAGGGCAGUGCUUCCUCUCUCUCGAGCCAGUCAAUGCCCUCUCUCCAGUAGGCCCUAGCCCAGACCUCUUCGGCUUCAGGAACUUGGCCUUACCCUGCAAAUGGUCUUAUCCUGAUCAAAGUCAAGACAGGUUUUCUUUGAGUGUGGGGGGGGCUCAGGUCUUGGAUGAGAAGGGCACUGCCCUCCCUCACCCAUAUUGCAUGCCCCCCCAUUCCCUUUUGCCUCUCCCAUCUACAACUGAAGACAAUGCACUUUACAGAUGAUUGCCCACACACACAACUCUCUGGGGCAAGGUACCUAACAUCAGCCUUGGGGAGGCGCUCCCAGAGGGCUACCCUGAGCCCAAGAUGUCCUUCCUGAGGCAGAGAUAGAAGCCAUCAGAGCUGGGGCUGGGAGCCAGAAUGCCUGAGUCCUUUCUGUCCGUCAAAAUUUCCACUGCCUCUCCAGCCCUUUUGCAGCCCUGUUUAUUUAUUAUAAAUAUAUUUUUUACAAGUCCCAGCUCCUCUUCUUGCCCCGCAAUCCAGCUCCUACAUUCCUCUCCCCCUCUCCACUGUGGGCUGCAGUACAGAUAGAUAGAUAGACCCUGGCUGUUGAAGAGCCAGGGACCCUGGGCUCAGGGGGUAUGUGGUGGUGGGAGGGGCUGUAUGGAGAGGAGCUGGCGUUCAGGCAUUGUCUUUUUUCCUCCUUGUAUAUAAGAAUGUAUAUUUGAUGCCUCAUAAAAGACCUCGUGCUCA
Molecule: messenger RNA, 5982 nt
Organism: Dipodomys ordii (Ord's kangaroo rat)
Lineage: Eukaryota; Metazoa; Chordata; Mammalia; Rodentia; Heteromyidae
Gene: Iqsec2
Product: IQ motif and Sec7 domain 2
Exons: 15
Coding region: 168-4634 (1488 amino acids)
Biological process (GO): regulation of ARF protein signal transduction; actin cytoskeleton organization
Molecular function (GO): protein binding; guanyl-nucleotide exchange factor activity
Source: RefSeq, a predicted model, not a curated record